AUAUUGUAAUGUUCUAUGUAUGAACUCUUUUUGAAUUUUGCUAAUGUGAUAUUUUGCAUUUUAGAUGAAGAAAAAGGUGAAGAAAAUCGACUACGACUGGGCUACACCCUGUAUACUAAAUUCUGGUCACUCCAAGACUUCUUCAGAAACCCAGUUCAGUGUUUUCAAAAGGCACCUUGGAAGAUGUUCACUGUGUAUUGUGGAGAUGUUUUAGAAGCAUUUAGAAGUUUCAAGUUGGAUAAUGUCCAGAGCAGUGGAAGUGGAGGGGCUCAUCUCACUCGUACAUUAUCUGAGCCGACACAUUCGAAUGAAAGUUCCAGCUUGCAACCCCAGGUGGACCAGUAUUUUGCAAAGUACUUAACAAACCAGAAGUUGCUCGACCUUCAGUUUUCAGAUACAAAUUUCCGUCGUUAUGUUUUACUGCAGAUCUUAAUCUUGGCUCAGUACUUGACCUCCAAUAUCAAGUUUAAACAGUAAGAAUUUUUUUUACUA
This is a messenger RNA of Cherax quadricarinatus, 492 nucleotides long. The record is from RefSeq and is a predicted model, not a curated record. NCBI's taxonomy places the organism in Eukaryota, Metazoa, Arthropoda, Malacostraca, Decapoda, Parastacidae.